Molecule: messenger RNA, 1445 nt
Organism: Brachypodium distachyon (stiff brome)
Lineage: Eukaryota; Viridiplantae; Streptophyta; Magnoliopsida; Poales; Poaceae
Product: bisdemethoxycurcumin synthase
Exons: 3
Coding region: 83-1255 (390 amino acids)
Biological process (GO): polyketide biosynthetic process
Molecular function (GO): acyltransferase activity, transferring groups other than amino-acyl groups
Source: RefSeq, a predicted model, not a curated record
CAUUUGAGCAGUCCUCUGCCUCCAUCUCUUCGUUGCACCGAGUAAUACUCCCUCAUUGGUUAGGUCACUCUACCGCGGGACCAUGGCGAGCAUUCUGCGCGACAUCCGGAGUUCGCAGCGAGCGGACGGGCCUGCGGCUGUGCUCUCAAUCGGCACAGCAAACCCCCCCGACUGCGUGUCCCAGGACGAGUAUCCGGACUACUAUUUCCGCAUCACCAAGAGUGAACAUCUCACUGACCUGAAACAGAAACUCAAGACAAUGUGUCAGAACACGGGCACAAAGAAGCGUUUCUUCCACCACACGGAGCAGCUGCUCGGAGCCCACCCUCAUUUCCUUGACCGCGGGAAACCAUCCCUCAACGACCGGCUAAAAAUCGCAGCCGUCGCUGCUCCAGAGCUAGCUGCGACCGCUGCAGCGAAGGCCAUAGCAAAGUGGGGCCGCUCAGUCACCGACAUCACCCACCUCAUCGUCAGCAGCAACUCGGGCGCCCAUGCCCCGGGCAUCGACCUCCGCUUGGCUUCCAUUCUCGGGCUCCGCUCGUCCGUCUGCCGCACGAUGCUCCACCUCAAUGGCUGCUCCUCAGGUUCCGCCGCGUUGCGCCUCGCCAAGGACAUGGCCGAGAACAACCGUGGCGCACGCGUCCUGGUGGCCUGCGUCGAGCUCACGGUCGUCGCCUUCCGUGGCCCCGAAGAGGCCUACCCCCACACUCUCGUUGGCCAGGCAUCGUUCGGUGACGGAGCGGGCGCGGUCAUCGUCGGCGCUGAUGCCGUGCGCCCCAUCGAGCGUCCGCUCUUCGAGAUGGUAUCUGUCUCGCAGACCGUGAUACCAGACACCGACCAUGUGCUCACCGUGCAGCUCACUGAAGGCGGCAUCGACGGGCAUCUUUUAAGCAGGGAGCUGAUACCAAUAGCAGGACAGAACAUCGAACAGUGUUUGUCGGAUGCGUUCGGGCCGCUUGGACUCGGCGUCGAUUGGAACGACCUCUUCUGGGCGGUGCACCCUGGCAUCCGUGCAAUCUUGGACCAGAUUGACAAGGCACUCCGGUUAGAGCCGGGAAAGUUGGCAGCGAGCUUUACCGUGCUAAGAGAGUAUGGAAACAUGCUUGGCGCGACGGUGAUCUUUGUGCUCGAUGAGCAACGGCGGCGAAUGGAGGAGGAAGAAGGGGGUGAGUGGGGUGUACUGAUGGGGUUUGGACCGGGGUUCACUGUUGAGACCAUGGUGCUGCGUGCUACUAGUGAUCUCAAGAAAAAAUAGCACUCCGCAUUGAGACAGUGGUAUCAACAUAAAGUCAGUGAUCAAGCAUUGUAGUCUUUUAGUUAAGUUACUAUUACAUCCUUGUGUUUACUCUUGAAACUUCAGAUCUAGUCACCUCUUGGUGGUUCUAUGCCGAUGUUCCUAAAAGAACCUGGAUCCAAAGUUAUGGAAAAUAAAUGGCUUGAGUAAA